Messenger RNA from Carcharodon carcharias (great white shark), 3423 nucleotides. RefSeq names its product tyrosine-protein kinase SRK3-like. The coding region runs from base 135 to 1634 and encodes 499 amino acids. Gene Ontology annotation, molecular function: signaling receptor binding; ATP binding; non-membrane spanning protein tyrosine kinase activity. Gene Ontology annotation, cellular component: extrinsic component of cytoplasmic side of plasma membrane. The record is from RefSeq and is a predicted model, not a curated record. The transcript has 9 exons. Gene Ontology annotation, biological process: innate immune response; cell differentiation; protein phosphorylation. Lineage: Eukaryota; Metazoa; Chordata; Chondrichthyes; Lamniformes; Lamnidae.
CUCAUGCAUUACAUAAAUGAAAGUAGCAAGGAAGUAAGGCUGAAAAAUACUGAAGUUUCCAUUUGGGGAAUGGCCCUCGACUUGAGACAGAGUGGAGGACGAGAGCUGUGAUAAUCACCUCCAGCUCCACCUUCAUGGCCAAAGCCUUGCGAAGCGUUUGUCCCUGUUUAAAUUCGGUGUGGGAUGUAAUCUUCGCUUCAGAGAGGAACUCCGAGGGACAGAGGGAGAAAGAUUUACCAUCGCCUCGAAAUUCUCUGCUCGCUGAUUCCCAGGAGACCCGACACAUCGUUUACAUGGCGCUGUACGAUUUUCGCGCCCGGACUAGUGACGAACUGUCUUUUCGAGCUGGCGAUGAAUUUGAAAUCCUGAACGACGACGACCGUUCUUCUGGAACUUGGUGGUUUGCAAGGAAACGAAACCGUUCCAAUGGCGAGUGCACAGGAUAUAUUCCUUAUAAUUAUGUUGCUAAGAAAGAAAGUUUAGCCACAGAAUCCUGGUAUGCUGGGAAACUCAGCCGAUCUGAAGCAAAAGUUAUUCUUCUCUCUACCCAAACUACGACUGGGUCUUUCCUUAUUCGUGAAAGUGAAAAUCAAGAAAAUGGGCAUGCAUUAUCUGUACGAGAUGGGACCAUUGUAAGACACUAUCGAGUCAUGCAAGAUAAAACUGAACAGUUUUGCCUGAAUACAAUCAAUCGAUUUUCCAGUCUGAAAGAACUCGUGGAAUACUACAAAUUAAAUUCCCUUCGAUCAGAUCUCCGAUUAACUACACCUUGUCAGCUGAAACAACAUCGACCAAGUAUAAGAGAUUUGUCCUAUCUGACUGUGGAUGAGUGGGAACGACCAAGGAAAGAGUUUACUUUUACGAAAAAGCUGGGUUCUGGACAUUUUGGAGAAGUAUAUGCUGGAUAUUGGAAUAAAACAGUUCAAGUAGCCAUCAAAACAGUCCACGCUGGUGCAAUGAAUCGGAAAGAUUUCCAGAUUGAGACGCAGGUCAUGAAGAAUCUGCAUCAUCCAUAUGUAAUGUCACUGUACGCAAUCUGCACAACGGCUGACCCUUUCUACAUUGUAACUGAACUAAUGAAAAAUGGCAGUCUGUUAAAUUAUUUAAGAAGCAAAGAAGCAUUGCAUUUGGGUUUGGAGCAACUACUUGACAUGGCAGUCCAAGUAGCUGAGGGGAUGUCAUAUUUGGAAUCCCAAAACUAUGUCCAUCGGGAUUUGGCUGCAAGAAACGUGCUUGUUGGAGAUAAUUGCAUUUGCAAGAUUGCUGACUUUGGACUAGCCAGAGCAGUAAAGGAGGGUGUGUAUGUGUCACAAUCAACCGCAAUUCCAUAUAAAUGGACAGCCCCAGAAGCUAUUGAAUUUGGACGUUUCUCUGUGAAAUCAGAUGUUUGGUCUUUUGGCGUUCUUCUUUAUGAAAUAGUCACUCACGGUAGAACACCAUAUCCGGGUUUGGACAACCAAGAAGUAGUGAGCAUGGUUUCCAAAGGUUACCGAAUGCCUUGUCCUGAUGGAUGUCCUGGAAAAUUGAAUGAGAUAAUGCUUCAGUGUUGGAACAGCACAGCACAAAAUCGCCCAUCAUUUAAGGCAUUAGUACAAAUACUGGUGCCCUUCAACAGUUAUGAAGACACUGCCUGACCUGAUAAGGAUUUCCAGUAUUUUCUGGGGGGGGGUUUUGGAUUUCCAGUGGCAUUUAUAUUUUUAAUUUAUGCUAUUUUUUUCUGCUUAUCCUCAAAAAAGCCAUGUUUGAUAUUCCAGCCAAUGAGUGUAAGUUUUGUUAUGUCAGUAACUGGAUAAACAAUUGUAAUUUACAGAGAAACUGUUGCUAAUACACUGUAACCUCUCCAAUCUGGAACGCUCGGGACCAAAGAAUUUCUGGAUUUUGGAAUUUUCUAGAUUCUAGAAUAAUGUUACUAUCCCUACCACAAGUUUGUGAACCAGGUAUAAAUAUGUACCUGAGCCACAAAACAUGCCAAAACUUGUGUUAAGCUACAAAAGCGCACGUUAUCAAAUCCAUUCAUUUGAAAACAUGAGCUGAUGCACUAAUGCACAUGUGCCCAGAAUAAAAUUGAGCAUUGUCAACAGUGAAGCAAUACACUCCUCUUCUUUAAGGAUUGUAUAUCAAUGCACUCAUAGUAUAUGUUUGAAGAUGCUUCUAGCUAUCUCAAGAUCUCCCCCAAUUUUGUUCUAGUUACCAAGUGUCUGCAAAGCAGAGUCGUCAAUCUGGGGUUAGGAGCCUGUACAGCAGGCAGACAGGAGCAGAAACACAAUUAAGUUUGAAGCUGCCACUCCCCAUUCCAGCUCAGCCACAUGACCUGCUGGUUUUCCCCACACCCUGGGCACAUCAGUCAGUCAGUGGCUGAGUUACAUUUGCCAGCUUCUGCCUAUGCACAAACAUCCCGGGCCCACUCAUCCGUUGCUAUUUAGUAGCAUUGAUCCAGUGGGUCCAGGGCUGUUGCAGUGCCGCGGGUGAUGAGUCUGAGAGUUGCGGGGCCUGCUGAAAAAAAUUCUGGGCAAAAGGUGUUUCCGAGUUUUGGAGUUCCGGACUGGAGAGGUUACAAUACAGUGUAUUGGUUAUUAUUGCAUUUGUCCAAGAAUGCCCCCAGAUAACUCACUUCCAUUCACUAUUAUUAUUGCCCAGUGAUCCACUGGCAGGAUUUUUCUUUCAUUCUUUCUUGGGAUGUGAGUGUCAUUGGCAAGGCCAACAUUUGUUGUCCAUCCCUAAUUAUCGGUGAGAAGGUGGUGGUGAGCCAUCUUCUAACUGAGUGGCUUGCAAGGCCAUUUCAAAAGGCCAACUACAUUCCUUUUGGCCUGGAGACACAUGUAGACCAGACCAGGUAAGAACAAAUUUCCUCCCCUGAAGGACAUUAGAGAAACGGAUGAGUUUUUAGGACAACCUGGUAGUUUCAUAGUUGCCAUUACUGUGACUCGCUUUUUAUUCUGGAUUUAUUUAUUAAUUGACUAUUAAAUUCCACCCGCUGCACUCGAUUUGAACAGAUGUCUCUGGAUUACUAGUGCAGUAACAUUACCACUACGCUACUGUCUCCCUGUGAUUGACUGCCAUAAUCUUCUAGCUCAGCAAUGCCAACAUGCAGCCAGACUUGUCCUUGUAUUAAGCUGUUUUAAGCAAAUAGAACAAUGAGAAUCUGUGCAAUAUUUAUUCACUUUCAUUGUAAGAAUAUUAUUAGAAGCUGUGAUCUGAUUGCUUAAUUGAACAUGUUGGAAUAUAUUCUGUACCACUUUGUGUUGAUUUUCAUAACGCAACAAAAUUCACCUUGAACGAAUCAUUACUGUGUCAUAUAUACUUCGUAAACUGAUUUAAGUUCAUCUUCAGAAUUUACAAAAGAGACAACUCAGGGCAAAUGUUCUAUUAGUGUAAGGCUUUUGUUAAUUUUGGUAAUUCCCAUAAUAAAGGUAUGUUUAAUUU